Durusdinium trenchii is the source of this 978-nucleotide messenger RNA. NCBI's taxonomy places the organism in Eukaryota, Dinophyceae, Suessiales, Symbiodiniaceae. The record is from the annotation of a GenBank genome assembly.
AUGGAAGUCUCCUUUCCGCCACGGGCUAUACUGGGAUGCUUUCUGGGAAGCCUCAGGUGCUGCGCAAACUGGAGCCCUGAGGGCUUCAGCAAGUUCAUGCACUUCUGCUUCUUCCCCAUGCAGAACUGCGUCCAAGGAUGCGUGUCCCUGCGCCGGCCCUUGGUGCGGCAGAAGGUUCAAAUCUCGCAGAUUUCCGAGGCAGCUGAGUGGAUCAUGCUGGACCAAAGCCCCUGCGAUCCAGGCAAAGUGAUCCUGUAUCUUCCAGGGGGUGGCUUCGUGGCCCGAGACCACACAGCGUCCGUCUUCGCGGCGCGCCUCUUGCCGCGCUUGGCGAGUCAGAUGGCGUGCGUGCCACCCAUCUUAGUGCUCAACUACAAGCUGCCGGCACAUCCUGAGCAGGUGAAGGAGGAACUGGAGGCAACCUUGCGGUGGCUGCGUGCACAAGGCUACACCGAGGUCGUCAUAGCAGGAGAUUCGGCGGGUGGCUAUUUGGCGGUGCAGACCUAUUUGGAGCAAAGUAGCAGCCAGAUCUGUGGUGCUGUUGGUAUUUGCCCACCGUUAGAUCUCAGCUUCACCGCUGAUUCCCACCACCGGAACGCGAAGAGCUGCUUCCUGACAGAGCGCUUCAUGCGCUAUGCGCGUGACAGCUAUCUUCAGAUUGAGUCGAAGGACGGUCCCAUUGCAGAAGCCACCGCCAGGAUGUACUCGCUCCAGCCUUCGAGCGAUCCAAAGUUGGUCGCCAAGCUCAAGGAGCGCCCGCUGAUGCUGGUGGCCUGUGAACAGGAUCCCCUCUACGACGACAACGCCGCCUUUGCGCAGCAAGCCGCCAAGGUGGGUGCGGCAGAGGGAGUCCUCCUUUGCGACGUGCGAGGCGAGGCGACGUUUCACAUCUCCUUGUUGAUGCCUGGCAUGGAGAACGAGCCGCACAGGAGAGCCAUGAAUCAGAUUGCCAGCUACAUUGGCAAAGCGCUCCGGUGA